AUGAAUGGGCAACAAGGCUUCUCGUCAUCAUCUGCAUCAUCUUCGUAUUCAUUCAACAACGGGAGCAAUGGUCAUCAGGUGAGCCACAAUUCUUUGGCAGCGUCCCAGUAUAGCGGCAGCUCAACUUCAAACAGCAGUAGUGCUGCAUCACAGCCAAUUCUUUCACUAUUGCGGAAAUUGAUUCAAAUUAACAUCCCAAAGAAUCGGAAUCAAUCAAAUGAUGAUUAUGAACGAUAUGCAAACAAGCAAUUGAGAUUUUUAAUUUCCUUGUUAUCAAGCCGAAUUUCACCAACGCUCAUACAAACACAAGAUCAAAUUUUGCUAACUGAAACAAUUAAAAAGAGAUUGAUGAGAGAAAACAAAUCGGACAUGGUGUUUCAAUUUUCACAACUAUUUCAUAGACUCAACACUAAAACUAUUAUCCAACAUAAAUUUAACCUCGUAUAUUUAUUGAACUCUUUAGGAACUCAUAACUACGCUAACGAUCAUUCAUCAUCUUCCAUACCCAUGUCCCUUAAUGCAUCAUUUCAGGACAAUCUUUUCAAAUUGAAUAGUACACAUAGCUCGGAAAAGCAAGUUCAACAAGACCUGCUAAUUCAUUCUAACAUGGAAUCAACGAAUAAGCAGAAUAAUAGUUUUCAACAAUACAAACAAGUAGCUUCAGAGCAAGAAAACACACGCUUUGAAGUUGCUGAAUCUACACUGGUUCGAGACAUUGUUUAUACAUUCCAAGGAAUUGACGGUCGAUAUAUCAAAUAUGAUUUAGCAUCAGAGAGAUUUAUUGUGGAUACAAAAAUUGGAAUUCCAAAAUCCACUAGGCUAUUAAUGAGCAAAUUAUCAGAGCUUGGAUGGCUAUACAAAAAAGUGAAAAGUUUUGUUGACGCUGGCACUUUAAACAAAUCGUCAAAUGGUUUAGUGAUGCAAAGUUUAUGCUCAUCCAUCGAUAAAGAACUUGUGGACUAUUAUAAAACUAUAUCCUCGUUGGAAACACAGAUUGAGAGUCAAGAAAACACGAAUACGCCUGUCACUUUUAGAAGAUUGGCCAUAUGGGCAAUUGAGCCAACUGAAAUUUUGAAAAAUUUAGCAAUUCUUACGGACUCGUGCAAAUUGAAAAGAGGAGGCAAUCUCAUUUCUACCAUUUACAAAUAUAUAAGGCACGGAGAUCCACUGAUACAUCAACUUUUCUCUCGUAUUUUAGAAAGUACUUCCUCUCCAAUUUUUAAAAUGAUCAAAAGCUGGGUUGUUGAUGGGGAAUUGGAGGACCCAUAUGGCGAAUUUUUCGUAAAAUCCAAUCCUGAAGUGAACAUUGAUAAGCUAUGGAGUAGAAAAUAUGUUAUAGAACCAGACAUGGUACCGUUAUUCAUUGACCAAGAGCUAGCAUACAAGAUACUAAGAACAGGAAAGAGCAUCAAUUUUAUUAGGCAAUGUUGCAAAGAUGCUGAAUGGGCCAUGGACUCUCAUACCAUUUCUACCACAGAAGGGUUAGGGUUCUAUAACAUUUCAAAACUGGAAAAUGUUGUGGACAAUGUUGCCAAGGUUGCAAAUAGGAGAGUAACGGAGCUCGUUUUUAACCAAUACAAAUUCAUGAUGCACUGUACAGCUAUCAAGCAAUAUUUGUUGCUUGGUCAAGGAGAUUUUAUUCAACAUUUGAUCGAACUCUUAAAUGAGGAUCUCAACAAACCUAGCCAUGCUAUUUUCAAGCACAAUCUUCUUGGCCUUUUAGAGAGCGCUAUCAGAGGAUCAAACGCUCAAUACGAUGAUCAAGAUGUCUUAAAUAGACUCGAUGUACGGUUGAUGCAACCUAAGGAUUCCUCUCCUGCAGACAAUGGAUGGGACAUAUUUUGUCUAGAUUACAAAAUUACGGUUCCUCUUGAUACCAUUUUCUCAAAAGAAGUGAUUAAUGUCUAUCUGAGGAUAUUCAAAUUUUUGUGGAAUAUUAAGAGAGUUGAAUUGUCAUUGAACGAAAAUUGGAAGAAGGUAGUGAAUUUAAUACGAUCCAUACCAUCUCGAAAGCAUGUGUUCAUUAUUACACAACUCAAGAAUGCUCUCAAUUUCUCAAUCCUGUUACGUCACGAUAUGAGUAGAUUUUUGGGAAGCUUGCAAUUUUAUUUAAUGUUCGAAGUCCUAGAAUCGGCAUGGGAUCAAUUCCUUACCGAUAUCAAAAAGCUUCGUGAAAGCGACGGCGAUUUAGACCAACUUCUUGCUGCACACUACAAGUAUCUUAGCAAAAUUGUGGACCAAUCAUUCCUCAGCAAAUCACAACAAAAUACUCGAUUACAGGUUGAGCAAACAUUGAUUACCAUGAAUAAGUUUGUUGGAUUGCAAAGCAUUCUGUGCUCCGUUGCUAGUAAUAUUCUUUGUCAGGUGGAAAAUUAUAUGGAAGAGGAGGAUGAUCCAACUCAAGAUUUCCUCUCUGAUGACAAGAAGGAGCAAUUGAACAGUUUGCAACAGUGCCAUUCACAACUUCACAUGGUAAAGACGUCUUUUGAUAGUCUUUCUGCCGCCAUCAAUCUCAAAACUGAAAAUUAA
Molecule: messenger RNA, 2529 nt
Organism: Naegleria lovaniensis
Lineage: Eukaryota; Heterolobosea; Eutetramitea; Acrasida; Naegleriidae
Exons: 3
Coding region: 1-2529 (842 amino acids)
Biological process (GO): microtubule nucleation; cytoplasmic microtubule organization; mitotic cell cycle
Cellular component (GO): gamma-tubulin small complex; centrosome; equatorial microtubule organizing center
Molecular function (GO): gamma-tubulin binding; microtubule minus-end binding
Source: RefSeq, a predicted model, not a curated record